Molecule: messenger RNA, 2080 nt
Organism: Amblyraja radiata (thorny skate)
Lineage: Eukaryota; Metazoa; Chordata; Chondrichthyes; Rajiformes; Rajidae
Gene: vma21
Product: vacuolar ATPase assembly factor VMA21
Exons: 3
Coding region: 54-374 (106 amino acids)
Biological process (GO): vacuolar proton-transporting V-type ATPase complex assembly
Cellular component (GO): endoplasmic reticulum membrane
Source: RefSeq, a predicted model, not a curated record
ACGGCCGCAGCGAGCCGGAAGUGACGCGAGCAGCGAUUGCGUCACGGGGAGAGAUGGACCGUGCGGACCGGACUGUGCUCAACGCGGCCCCGGGCGCCGCCGCCGCCGCCGACUUCAGGGGAAAUGACAGCUCGCUGUUGUCGGUUCUGAAGACACUCCUGUUUUUCACAUUCCUAAUGAUCGCUUUACCAAUUGGGUUGUAUUUUGGAACAAAAUCUUUUGUCUUUGAAGGUACACUGGGAUAUUCAAACAGAGACAGCUACUUCUAUGCUGCUAUAGUUGCUGUAGUGGCAGUUCAUGUUGUGCUGGCCUUGUUUGUAUAUGUAGCAUGGAACGAAGGCUCAAAGCAAUGGCGCAGUGGCAAACAGGAUUAAAUGCAGCUUUAUUUGGAUUAAGCAUCAGGUUGCUUAAGCUAAUUCUGGGAGACGGAGUCAAAAGUAAAAAGGCAGAAGAAUGAUUGAGCAACGUACCACAGACCCACUGGAUUUUUGUUUGGAUUGGAAGCAUUGGUGCAAAGUGAAGAAAAAUGGAAACUCAACUCAACUUUCAAAGGCAGUGUCAGUCAAAUUGUUUCCGUUUCAUGUGCUUACUUCAGCAGAUGAGAAUUCAAGAUAUGCACUUUAAAUGUACACCAUUUACAUUUUCAGGCAAAAUAACAUGCAACUGGAAAAGUAGCUCAUAAUUUCUUUAGCAUACCAAUAAUGAACACAUUAGUGUGCAAUUUAAAUGCCACUUUAACAUCUGUUUAAAAUUCUCAUUAGUUUGACGAUCCAAAUUUCAGAAUACAAACUGUACUCUACACAAAAUGUCUGUUUCCAUAAUUAAUGUUAUGUACAACUGUCUACUAGUAUCUCCACUUAUUUUUGUGAUACAAGUUAUUUUCUCAAUUGUGGAUUCAAACAAAGUAAUAUUGCUAUCAGUAAUGCAACAGAAGCUACAUCCUCGACAUAUUGCUAAUAAGGUUUGUGACAGUAUUAUGAAACGCUGCUCAAUGUUCCAGAAUCUUAUUUAUACAUUAAAUUGUUUUGGAUUUGUAAAGAUCCAGGAGUUUGCUCGGGCUCAUCUUUUUAAAAACUAAUCUUGGAAGAUGCCUGGUAGAAUGUUAAAGGCUUAAGAAGAAUUUGUAUUUGAGGGUGAAAAGCUGUCAACUGCAGAAAACAUAUUGAAGAUGAUUUAUUGUGAUUAUCUUGGCUGCUCAAGUGGCAGUACAAUCUUGCAGUAAGGCUGCACCAGGGUUGCGUCAUGUGGUCCAGAUUUUUGAUCAUGUUUCCCAAUUUUUCAAAGAACCAAAAUCAGAAGUUGCUAAUUUGUCUUUAGCACCAAAAAUAGUUGCAUGAAGCAUUUUAAAACAUGUUAUAGAAAGCCUCUGUGUCUGCAAUGAUUUUCUCCAAUUUUCCUCAGUAAGGGACUGAACUUUCUUUUAAAAUGGACAAUUAAUUUUUGAGGCACCAUUACCUUGCCUUACAGCCACAAGGGUGUAAAUAUUUGUUAUAUACAAUGCUUUGAAACAGACCUGUGCACAGAAAGUGCUAUAGUUGAAACAUUGCUCCUUGUGAUAUUGUCAGAGUACUUCAGAAAAAUACGGAAUAAAGAAUGAUGCUGAUACAUUGAAGUUCUGAGCUGUUGCAUUUAGUAAUUAAUGUUUUUCCACAAAGAACAAGUAAUCUUGCUUUCACCACCACACAGCGAUUGUUUAAAAAAAAAAAUCACUGUGUAACCAGUCAAAAUGGAGCGCUAUUUUACAACAGGAAAAUUUAGUAAAAAUAUUCUGCACCGCCAGAGGCUGAUUUUACCGACAAGUGUAUUUUUACAAUAAAUACAACAACAUAGAAAUAAAAAGUAAAAUCUCAUAAUUUGCUUUAACUUGUCCUUUUUGCUCCCUUCCCGAACCUUGUUUGCAGAAUGAUUAAACUUGCUCUGAGAGAAACAUGAAAAAAUGAAUAUGUAAGUUAUGUUACAAAAUCUGAUUGUAAUGUGAAAAUUAUCAAACAAUUGUACUGCCCUUAAUGUUGGAAAUUAAAUGGUAUACUAUAGUACUGUAUAAUUGGUCAAAACUCAUAAAGCUGAUUUGUCAAAAUUA